AUGUUUCCCGGCUCAACAGAAAUCACGUUUGCCACAUGGAUGAUGUACAACGUUCCCGGCAUGCUGUUGGGUGUUUUUCUUACUUGGGCGUUUUUCAACAUUUUAUACAUCGGCUGCCGGAGAGACGCAACAGAAUCUACCCAGAAAGCAAUUCGACUUAUCAUUGAAAAGAAGUAUGAGGAGCUAGGUCCAAUCAAGUUUCACGAAGGUGGUGUUCUAUUUCUCUUCACAACGCUUGUGCUCUUAUGGCUUUUCAGAGAUCCUCAGUUCAUCCCUGGCUGGGCCGAGUCUUUGAACACUGGCGUAAAAAUCAAAGACGCCACACCCGCAAUUGGUAUAUCCGUUCUCCUGUUUCUUAUUCCAUCCAACCCGUCUCGUUUCGGCCGCUGUCCUCCUCUUCUUGAUUGGCGCGUGGCACAAAAGAAAAUCGCUUGGGGUAUCUUGCUCCUCCUUGGUGGUGGUUUCGCCCUCUCCGAGGGUGCUAAG
Limulus polyphemus (Atlantic horseshoe crab) is the source of this 486-nucleotide messenger RNA. Its product is annotated as solute carrier family 13 member 5-like. Gene Ontology annotation, cellular component: membrane. Gene Ontology annotation, molecular function: citrate transmembrane transporter activity; succinate transmembrane transporter activity. The record is from RefSeq and is a predicted model, not a curated record. NCBI's taxonomy places the organism in Eukaryota, Metazoa, Arthropoda, Merostomata, Xiphosura, Limulidae. Gene Ontology annotation, biological process: citrate transport; monoatomic anion transmembrane transport. The annotation marks the transcript as partial. The transcript has 4 exons.